Molecule: messenger RNA, 1746 nt
Organism: Fusarium venenatum
Lineage: Eukaryota; Fungi; Ascomycota; Sordariomycetes; Hypocreales; Nectriaceae
Source: RefSeq, a predicted model, not a curated record
AUGUUUUUUUUGAAAAAUACAAAAACAGAGACUAACGGAUCCAACGGUGAUUUUAUCAUCAUCGGUCUCGACUUCGGGACCACAUAUUCGGGAAUAGCUUGGACUUAUUCGAGAGCGCCCGAAGACAUUGAAAUUGUCACAAGCUGGGAUGCAGAGCUCAACCAUCGCUCAGACAGUGGAAAGGUACCGACCCAGUUGCUUUACAGCAGCGACGGAGACACUUCUUGGGGUUAUUCUAUACCUGCCGAGAGGGAUGCUCUCAAGUGGUUUAAGCUUCUGAUUCUUGAUGAAGAGGAUAUCUCUACUUAUGUGGAAGAUUCCUCUCAACUUCGACACGCCAGAAAGCUCUUGGAGACUAUGAAAAAGGACACCGUCGAAGUUGUUGGGUGCUUCCUGCGCAGGAUCUGGAACCACGCAAUUGAUUCCAUUCAUCGCAGCGCUGGGCUUGAACUUCUGCAGAAGUCGAGAUUCCACGUAGUGAUUGCACUCCCCGCCAUCUGGCCUCCCUACGCACAGCAGCGUAUGAAGCAGGUUACCAGAGCCUCCGGCAUUCUCGAUCCUAGACCCUGUGGCGACACUACACUUCACUUUAUCUCCGAGCCGGAAGCGGCGGCGCUGGCUACCAUGAAGGAUCUUUCGAAGAGAUCAACUUUGAAGGAGGGAGACACUAUGGUCAUCUGUGAUGCUGGAGGUGGCACAGUAGAUCUCAUCAGCUACGUGAUUAAAUCUAUCGAUCCAUUUGUGGUCGAAGAAUGCGUUGGAGGCGGUGGUAACCUAUGUGGAGGUGUUUUUCUUGAUGAAAUGUUCCUGAACCUCAUCAAAAAGAAAGUCACCCCAGGCUCAUGGGCGGGCGUAAGCAUUGCAGACCAAAAGAAGCUUCUCAACGACAGUUGGGAGUAUGAUAUCAAGAGACAGUUCUUGAACCAGAACAGGACUUGGCCAGUUGAAUUACCUGGAAGUUUCAGCGGUUCAACUUUCAACCAAAACCGACGAAUGUUACUUGAGCUUAGUUCGAAUGACAUCCUUUCUAUUUACGAUCCCAUCUUCAGCAGGGUCGAGACACUUGUCCGUCGUCAGAUCGAUGCUGUUCACAUGAAAUACGGUGAACCAGCCAAUUACAUCAUUCUUGUUGGUAGACUCGGUCGUAAUUCCUUCCUUUUCAACAGACUGAACACCAAUUUCAACAUGACAGUCCUACAAUCCGUAGGAAAUAAACCCUGGACCGCAGUUUGCCGCGGUGCCGUCGUUCGCGGCAUCACUAGCCACAGCUUUUCAGCGAGUCUUGGAGUAGAGAUUAACGCCCGAAUUGCUCGAAGAAGCUACGGAAUAUUAGCGAACGUUCCAUUUCGGUCAGACGAACAUCUUGAAUCCGAGAAGUUCUGGGCAGAGGACAAACAGAUGUGGCAGGUUGCCGGAGACAAUAUGCUCACCAAGGAUCCGGUUCGACACAAAUUUAUGCGACUGUGCUCUGGACAUAUUGAUUGUGUCCAGCAGGCCAUUUUUGCUUGCUCUGAGUUCCCUCCGCCCAACAUAUGGAAACCAACUGUACAACAGCUGUGUGUGAUUCAAUGGACGCGCGACAUCAACAUCGACUCGCUUCCAACAUACGCCAACUCUCUUGGGAAAGUCUUUCACAAGCUUAAUUACGAAAUCGAAAUGACUUGUGAAGACGGAACCGUGGAAUUCACGGUUUAUUUUGAGGGCAAACGCGUUGGUGCCCAUAACGUUGAUGUCCAGUUUCAUUAG